Miscanthus lutarioriparius is the source of this 1161-nucleotide messenger RNA. The record is from the annotation of a GenBank genome assembly. NCBI's taxonomy places the organism in Eukaryota, Viridiplantae, Streptophyta, Magnoliopsida, Poales, Poaceae.
AUGCAGGCCCGUGUAGCGUCCAUGGAGGACGUGAAGGAGGCGCGGCAGGCGGCGGGGCAGGGGAGGGCGCUGCCCACGGGGAUGCUCAAGGUGUUCCUGGGGUUCCUGCUGCUGGGCGUGGGGCUGUCCGCCGUCGGCAUGUACAUGGCGCGGCACGCGGUGGCGGCGGUCGCGCCCGCGCUGUUCCGGCCGUGCCUGGGCGGCUCCUCCGCGGAGGAGGAGCCCGAGGGGCUGGAGCGGUGGACGCGGCCCCCAGCGCGCGUAGAGCACGCGAUGACGGACGAGGAGCUGCUCUGGCGCGCGUCGUUCGCGCCGCGGGUGCGCGGGUACCCGUUCCGCCGCGUGCCCAAGGUGGCCUUCAUGUUUCUCACGCGAGGCCCGUUGCCGCUGGCGCCGCUCUGGGAGCGAUUCUUCCGUGGGCACGAGGGGCGCUACUCCAUCUACGUGCACGCAUUGCCAUCCUACCAUGCCAACUUCACCUCUGAAUCGGUCUUCUAUCGGCGCCAAAUUCCCAGUAAGGUCGCAGAAUGGGGUCAGAUGACCAUGUGUGAUGCUGAGAGACGCUUACUUGCCAACGCUUUACUGGAUAUAUCCAACGAAUGGUUUGUGCUUGUGUCUGAGUCGUGCAUUCCUAUAUUUGAUUUCAACACAACAUACAGAUACUUCCAGAAUUCGAACCAAAGCUUUCUCAUGGCGUUUGAUGAUCCUGGACCAUAUGGACGGGGAAGAUACAACUGGAAUAUGACCCCUGAGGUUGAACUUGACCAAUGGCGCAAAGGUUCACAGUGGUUCGAAGUACACAGAGAGCUUGCCAUUGAAAUUGUGAAGGACACGGUCUACUAUCCAAAAUUCAAGGAGUUCUGCAGGCCCCAUUGUUAUGUUGAUGAGCACUAUUUCCCUACAAUGCUGACGAUUGAAGCUCCAAACAGCCUGGCUAACAGAAGUGUUACUUGGGUGGAUUGGUCAAGAGGUGGUGCACAUCCAGCCACGUUUGGCAGGGGUGAUAUCACAGAGGAAUUCCUGAGGAGGGUCCAAAAGGGUCGGACAUGUCUAUACAAUAACCAGAACUCAACCACGUGCUUCUUGUUUGCGCGGAAGUUUGCUCCAAGUGCAUUGGAGCCAUUGUUAGAGCUAGCGUCUACCGUGCUCGGUUUUGGUUGA